Letharia columbiana is the source of this 675-nucleotide messenger RNA. RefSeq lists its product as uncharacterized. The record is from RefSeq and is a predicted model, not a curated record. The transcript has a single exon. The coding region runs from base 1 to 675 and encodes 224 amino acids. Lineage: Eukaryota; Fungi; Ascomycota; Lecanoromycetes; Lecanorales; Parmeliaceae.
AUGCCUCGUAUAGGCGAAGGGCUAACAAAUGCUCCGCUCGUCCUCUAUCAGUCUGGCAGCUUGGGCGGCUAUCAGUCGUCCGCCAUCUUGAUCCCUGACACGAGUUCGGCCAUUGUCGUCCUCUCCAAUACCCUUGCGAACCAGCAUGCCGCAGACUGGAUAGCACAAGCCGUACUUGAAGCGCUUCUCGACGUCCCACACCCCACCAACUUCGUGGCUCUAGCACGAGAGGCUGCAGCAGAGAACGCCAUGCUCUUCUCUUACAUGCGUCAAGUCAUGGUUGCUGAGCGCGUUUUCGGGACCACAUGUCGAAGCCUCGAUACUUACGUUGGCAUCUACGACAACGCAGUCAAGACAUUCAGACUCGAAGUAUCCUCUGGCGAAGCAGGACUGAGGAUCUCCUUCAACAGCAGUCGUGAUUGGUAUAAGCUGAAGCACUACCAUUACGACACUUUCUCUUUCGAGAUGAACUACCUGGACUUCUUGAAGAAAGAGAUGCGGCCGGUGACGUAUUGGAGAUAUUUCCUGCUGGAGUUUCGUGAGAGCAUAGAGGGGGCAGAUGGGACCAUUGGGAUCAUUGUAUGGAGGCCUGAUCGCAUGGUUGAGAAAGGCGAGGCAUUUGUGAAGCGGACGGCUGCUGAAGGAGUGGCGGAGGCCUCGCGAGCGGUGAGCUGA